AUGUCUAUAUUAUGUAUAAGGUUCGUUCUUGACAGACGCUCUUUGCUAUAUGUCCGCGACAGGAGACGCUCUCUGCUAUAUGUCCGCGGCAGGAGACGCUCUCUGCUAUAUGUCCGCGACAGGAGACGCUCUCUGCUAUAUGUCCGCGGCAGGAGACGCUCUCUGCUAUAUAUCUUCGGCAGAAGACGCUCUUUGCUAUAUACCCUCAAACAAAACACAGAAGUCAGAGACGCAAGUGCAGACAAGGAAAACAGCAAGAAGCGGGAGAUUGGCACACAAACACCACUCAACACACCGCGGCGGGACCAUGCUCGAGGAGGUUCUGUGCGAGGCACGGCAUCCACAGCCGCGCAACCACCGGCCUCAGCAGUCUCCUCGACAGUGUUGGAACCAGCUGGUGGAGCUUCUAGGUCGGCAUCCUCCCAGACCACACAGACGGCCCAGACCAGCCCCAAGAUGUCCAGGAAGCAUCGCUACCAGCGUCAGGACUCCACAUCCUCUCACAGCAGUGUCAGCCAUCAUGACACAGGAACUAGUGCUGUCGUUAAUGGGGACACCAGACACAGGGGCCACCAGACCCCAGUGCAGGCUGAGCAACUUCCUUUUGCAGUUAUCAAUCGGAAUGUUAUGAGGCGGGAUUCAUUUGAGAUGCCUCAGAGAACCAUAAUUGACUCUCCUAGGCCUUCACGUUCAAGGUCUCUGCACAAAACCACCAGUGAUAGUAAUGUCCCUGGGCGACAGGCCGCAGUUUCUGGCGGAGGAAGUGCACGCUGGCACCACAGUCCAUUACAGCAGCAUGAACCUGACCAGGAUCCUUACAGCUUUCACCGACAGGCCAGCUUUGACACCGGGCGGGUCAGGCAGAUUGUACAUGUUCCGUCAGAGCCUCUCUUCCCGCAGGCGCAUCCACACCACCACCACCACCCUCCCCACCACCAUCACCACCGUCAGGCCAGUUUGAAUGAGAGCAUGGUGCCUCGACCAGGACAGGGUAUGUCCGAGUCCCAGCACAGUGCAUUCUCUAGUGAUCUCGGCUACGACCACCGGGUGCACUACCAACCUCACCCACAGCAAGCGUUCCCAGACUCCCGCCAGCCAGCAAGCUUUCCUGACAUGAGAGGCCCUUCCUCCGCAACUGUGACACCUGACCCUUCUACUGGUCAUGCUUUCCACAAAUAUGCAGAACUAAGAAAAGGAAGUCUCACUGAUUUCCGGCACGGAGCUGCUCCAGUUUACGCAGAAAACCCUUACAGAAAGGGAUCAUUAUCAGAUGAUAACAACAGUCAGUAUUCUGCAGACAGUGGACCCAUUUCGAUGAUGUACAUAAGAACAGACAGUACUGGUUCAGAUGCGGUUUCUGGCCAGGAACGGAUGUAUAGUCCUGACUUGCAGGGUAGAGAGGAGUGCAUUCCUUUCAGCCAAGACAUUGCCGGCCAACAGGGCAAGGUGAGUCCUGUGCUGCAGUCCGCUGCAGCCGUACCUGGAAAAUCAAAACGGUCAUUUCCAAGAACAAACCCUAAUUAUACAGGACUGUCUCGGCGCAGUGAAGGUCACUCCCCUGGGAGUUCUGGGAUUUACAAGAAGAUCAGUAGUGUGGACAGUCAUCUCUCUGGAGGCAGCAGCUCAGGGGGCUACGACACUGCAGGCUAUAUCAUGGUAGGAAACGGAUGCAGUGCUGCUCCGGCAAGUGUCCACACCUCUCAGUCACUCUCUGAUACCUAUUCAGACCCUCAGAGCCCCCAGAUCUCCCACAGCAGUAGCGGCAACAUCCACCACCAAACUCCACCGUACCACAGCAGAAGUGAUAGUGACGCAUCACAGUCUAGUGCAUCUAGGGCCCAGUUCCGUGACCAGCAACAUCUGCACAUCCAGCAACAACAACAACAACAACAGAGAUCAGAGUGUGCUCAGACCAAGGGACUCACAGACAGUCAGUCUUCCCAUGGUUCAGUGAGAAACAUGUCCGACAUACAUUCCUCCCAAGGGUCUCUGAGGAAUCUUCCAGAAAGUGGCAGGUCUGAAGGUCAAGGCAAAAAUGUGUACCACCACGAGAGGUCAUCAAGUCAGCUGUCCCAGCAUUCUGGCAGGUUGACAGGCGACACUGACGAGCCAGACUAUGUGAACCUACCACCCAGCAACGGCCACACCAACACCAGUUCCAGCACCACUAGCACCAACAGCUACGGCAACAGCAACAACAACAACAACAACAAUGCUGGUAGUGUGCCUAUAACUGUGGAAGAGUCACAACAUUUUGUCUCCUCAUACGGGCAGGACUAUGAGGAUGAUGAUGAUGAUGACGAUGAUGAUGAUGAAGACUUUAAUAAGGAGAAUGUUCAUAUGAGGAAAAACAGUUAUCCUGACUAUGAUAGUGUUCCAGAUCAAGAGUCUGACUCCUCAGGUAUUUUCCCAGCCACACCUAGAGGACAGGUGCAGUCCCAGUCGAUGAACACAGGUGUCAAUACAGGGACCCAGCAUGCCUCCCUGCGAAGGAAAAAGGGGGACAGGCCAGACGCCAGUCCUGUGGAACGCAGCCAGAGUUUGCAGGCAGACGUCACGGUGACAUCACGACCAUUGAGCCUGGUGGUGCCCUCACAGACCGAUUCCAAUAUGGCCAUCAGUCCUUCCACAACUUCACUGAGCAGAGGGUUGGUGUCCGAGGGUGACAUGGAACACUACGGGCGCCAGCACCUGAACCAGCACAAAAAGGGACUCUUUGGGAAGAAGGUGUCUUUAAACAACAUGCUUACCUGGUCCAAGGACCCCAUUCAGAAACCCAUGAUUCGCACCACGGACAAGAGCAUCAAGAAGGAGGCCUACCGCAAGGGCAAGCAAGCCCCAAUGUCUGUAGCCCUGGAUAUCAUCACAAAGGGCUGGUCGACGCCGAACAUGCGGGACGAGAUCUACAUUCAGCUGAUGCGGCAAACAACGGAGAACAAACGAGAAGAGAGUUUACAGCGAGGCUGGGAGUUGCUGGCUAUGUGCCUGCAUUUUUUCCCUCCCACUCUCAAGUUCCACUCCUGCCUGGAGGCUUACUUUCUCAAGCACAAGGAGCCCUCCAGUGACUUUGGCAAUGUGCCAGUUUCACAUUUUGCAGCACAUUGCAACCAGCGGUUAGAGAGAGCCCUGCAGACUGGAGCCAAGAAGGGGGUACGCAAACCCACGCUGGAAGAGGUUGAACAGGCUAAGAAAGCCAUAUUCUGUCCGUCAAUGUUUGGGAGCAUGCUGGAGGAUGUCAUGUUGCUGCAGAAAGAUCGUCACCCAGAACGACAGUUACCAUGGAUACAGAUUGUGCUGUCUGAGGAGGUUCUGAGGCUCAACGGCACCCAGACUGAGGGCAUAUUCAGAGUCCCAGGUGACAUUGAUGAGGUCAACAACUUGAAGCUGCGAUGUGACCAGUGGAUCCUGCCCUCCGACUGCCCGGACCCUCACAUCCCUGCCUCCCUGCUGAAGCUGUGGUACAGGGAGCUCUACGAGCCGCUCAUCCCGGCUCAGUUCUACGAGGCUUGCAUAGAGAACUAUGCCAAUGCUGAUGCUGCCAUUUCUAUUGUCAACCAGUUGCCGGACAUUAACCGCCUGGUUCUGUGCUAUCUUAUUCGUUUCUUGCAGGUGUUUGCUGCCCCAGAGAAUGCAGUGGUCACCAAGAUGGACGUGAAUAACCUGGCUAUGGUGAUGGCCCCUAACUGCUUGCGCUGUGAAAGUGAUGACCCCAGAGUGAUAUUUGAGAACACCAGGAAAGAGAUGGGCUUCAUCAGAACCCUCAUCCAAUCACUGGACACCAGUUUCAUGGAAGGAAUUGUUUGA
Candidula unifasciata is the source of this 3804-nucleotide messenger RNA. Lineage: Eukaryota; Metazoa; Mollusca; Gastropoda; Stylommatophora; Geomitridae. The record is from the annotation of a GenBank genome assembly.